This is a messenger RNA of Aspergillus melleus, 1862 nucleotides long. RefSeq lists its product as uncharacterized. NCBI's taxonomy places the organism in Eukaryota, Fungi, Ascomycota, Eurotiomycetes, Eurotiales, Aspergillaceae. The transcript has a single exon. The record is from RefSeq and is a predicted model, not a curated record. Bases 1178 to 1753 code for a protein of 191 amino acids.
GCUACGGUGAGAAUACUUGCACUAAAUCAACGCCAUGCGGAUGUUGCUAUCUGGAAUGUCUCGAGAUCAGAUCAACUAAGGAGUCCACUAUCCAACUAGUAAAACCGCUGAAUACUGGUAUUAGUGAUCUGCUAGUUUGCUAUAGUCCUCGUCGGCUGCCACGAGUUGUAGGGGGUCAGAGAAUGUCCGUCUCCGUUCCAUCCCAUAUCCAGAAUCAGUAUUCGCCUUCAGUUCACCAAUUUAAUAUACGGCGUAUAGCGUAUACUAUACUCCGUACAAAGACCUGACCGGGACGGUUCAUUCCUGAGGCCUCAUCAGAAUCCCAUCAUCAUUACUGUCGUCGUGUGCUGUCGCCGUCACCAUUACCCUUCGUCCUCACCCUUCCCCCGCUUCUGACUCCCGCCUGUUCCUCCCUUUAAAGGAUUCCACUGCGCCCACCUUGCCUUUCCUUCUUUUCCCCUCUGGAAACUCAAUCUCUACUCUAUCUCUACUUCCAACUAGUUUCCCCUGUCAGUUUCCCUGAUCCGGGACACGCCUGCUCUCUCCAAGCUGGACUUGAUGAACCUGCCCCUCUUCCCCCUCCUUUCUGGAUUCAGUCCACUGCAUACGUCGGAUUCCUUUGACUCGUCAGCGUCUUCCAGUGUUCUCUGAACAAUCUUUGACAGAGUUCCAAAGAAACUUCCAGCGAAGAGGAAUAAGGGGAAAAAACAAUAUCGAAGCAGAACCGCAGAAAGAAAAGGCCAAAAUAGAGAACGUCAUUACUGUGGUACUUAAGGUUGGGUAGUUACCAGCAAUUCCUAAAGCCAGAAGAGCGAGAAAACCACUUCCCCCCCAGCAAAAAGUGAAACGGGGUACCUGCUUCUGUCACCCCCCACAGGUCGGUAAGUCCAUCCAGCUGUUUUCUAUUGCCUUAUUCUAUAUGAAGUUCGAAAGUUUGAAGUUUAUUCGUUGUAUUUUGAUUUGAUGUGAUUUGCUUUCUUUUUUCUGGGACUUUCUUCCUUGGCCCGAGACUGGACAACUCGUUCAAGUGGCCAUGAUCCAACCCUGCUGGGGUGGAAAUCCAAGAAAGGAUGAACAGAAAAGUCCCCCUAAAAUCAUCCGAAAAUCGAUGUUGCCUCCAGACCAUUUUCAGCUUUCCAGUGGAAUGCAUGAAUGAGAAAGAAAUGAUGGGUCCGCGAUGGCCUCAUGGAUUGGAGAUCCACCGUCGACUUCCGGCGUUGCCCUGCUCCUUGGAAUCACUAGUUGCACCCACCCAUCCCAUCCCAUCCUCAUUUUCUGCCGCCGGGCCCUCUGCUCGGGCCUGCCAGCCUGGGUCGCCCCGCCCACGCCGGUCACUCUUCACGGUCUGGCUUUUGGCCUUUGGGACUUGGGUCGUGUCUCUCCCUCUGUCUCUGGCUGUCGCUGUCUGUCCCUGCACCCGCACUCCCUGCCCGGCUUCUGGCCUAGUUGGAACCUGCCUUUUCUUUUUUCAUUUUAUUUUCGUUUUUAUUUCUCUCUCUCUCGCUCUCUUUCGUUUUUUGCCCUUGGAGGGAAAUUUGAAAAAAUCCAUUAUUCAAAUAAUAACAAUAAUAAUAAUAAUCAAUCUGCUCCUCGAUCAUCAUCAGGAAAGGGGCUUACUAUUAUUAUUGUUAUUAUUAUUUGGAUUUUAUUUUUCCAACCCUCCUCCCCCAAAACGAAUUUCGUGCACUUUGAAGCAUAUCAUUUUGGAGGAAAGGGCAGAAAGAAAAUACAAAAGACGAAAAAGAAAACAUAGGGAAAAAGAGAGAGAGAGAGAGAGAAUUAAAGAGAAAAAUAAAAAUAAAAAAACAGGGCUUACAAAUUACAAUACCUACCUUACUUUUUCAGAAAGCAACCCUGCAGGA